Colletotrichum godetiae is the source of this 727-nucleotide messenger RNA. Its product is annotated as CS domain-containing protein. Gene Ontology annotation, biological process: protein folding. The transcript has 3 exons. Bases 59 to 634 code for a protein of 191 amino acids. The record is from RefSeq and is a predicted model, not a curated record. Gene Ontology annotation, cellular component: cytoplasm. NCBI's taxonomy places the organism in Eukaryota, Fungi, Ascomycota, Sordariomycetes, Glomerellales, Glomerellaceae.
CACCUGCGCUUGCCUUCCACUGCCUUCGACCGCAACAUCACUCAGACACAACGACAAGAUGGCCGACAACGACAAGCCAGAGCUCACUCCCGCCGAAGAGGCUGCCGCCCGCGCCAAGGAGACGGAGGAGCAGAAUGCGCUGCCGUACAAGUGGCAGCAGACCAUUGCCGACGUCGACAUCACCUUUAGCGUCCCUGGCAACUACAAGAGCAGGGACCUCGUCAUCGACAUCAAGAAGACCAAGCUCUCGGCCGGCGUAAAGGGCCAGGAGCCCAUCGUUAGCGGCGACCUCUCUCACGCAAUUCUCGUCGACGACUCAACCUGGACCCUGUCCUCCGCCCCCGACGGCACAAAGACGGUCGAGAUCCACCUCGACAAGGUCAACAAGAUGGAGUGGUGGGCGCACGUCGUCACCACGGCGCCCAAGAUUGACGUCUCCAAGAUCACCCCCGACACGAGCAAGCUCUCCGACCUGGAUGGCGAGACCCGCGGCAUGGUAGAGAAGAUGAUGUUUGACCAGCGCCAAAAGGAAGCGGGCCUGCCCACCUCGGACGAGCAGAAGAAGUUUGAUAUUCUGAAAAAGUUCCAGGCUGAGCACCCCGAGAUGGACUUUAGCAAUGCCAAGAUUAGCUAGACGUUUUUAAGGAAUUCGUUUCACGAAGCAAAUGACGAAAGGAAUUAAAAAGUACACAUGCAUGACAGUUGCGAGAGGGUAGGACCUUGUGGU